Molecule: messenger RNA, 2340 nt
Organism: Heterotrigona itama
Lineage: Eukaryota; Metazoa; Arthropoda; Insecta; Hymenoptera; Apidae
Source: the annotation of a GenBank genome assembly
AUGGACGAUUCGAAAGAAAAACAACUUACCGAUGACGACGACGAUGUGAGUGUGAUUGCUGCGAUAGGAAAAGAAAACGAUCGGUCCCCGAUGCAACGACAGGACGAAACGUCGGACGAGGGCCGACGAGUGUUCGAGCUGAGCGACGAACGAUGCAAAAUGGCACUACGCAAGCAGCUUGAUCUGGACUCGUUAUCGACCGAGCAGGACAACGCGGCCGAGGACGUCGAGGUCCUUCAGAAACUUCCGGCUGGAACGAUCGUCAUUAAACGGGAGAAAAAGUACAAGGACGACAGUGAUUACGUGAGGGACUCCACCGAGACGAGUAGCGGGGCGUCGUCUUCCAGCAGCGGGGUGACCAAAGUCAAAAGGAUUCAUCGCACCGCGAGGAAGAACCGCGGAGCGGCGGAAGUCAGAAGAAACCCGACGCGCGUCACGAAGAGAGACCCGGGCAAAGAUUUCUCCCGUCCACGUCAACGGUUGCUCUCUGCAAAACGCAAGGAGAUGCUCUUCAAUUCUGAACCGAUCAGACGUGGGAAAUCCUCCAGCAUGCCUUACAUGAACACGAGGUCUGUUACACGCAAAAUGUACAAUGUGGGGGCAACUUACCAGGCGCCCACCAUAAGAGAUGAAACAGAGUGGAAAGAGUGGCCUGUUCAUGGCAUGCACGAACGACCGGUGUUUCAUCCACAAGUAGGCUACUUUAUUGAAGUUGGUUUGGCUGCAGAGUACUUGGGACGUUACUUCAUGAGCUUGGACGGGCUCUCAUACCGAGAAAUAAUCGAUAGACCGGAGAUCGAAGUGGUGUCCGUGGAUCCUCACUGUGACUGCCUGCCGUCGUCCGCUGAAAAAAAACAUAGAAAGAAAGUCAAGUCGAACAGAGGCCCUGCCGCUUUCAAAAGUGGCGCUCCGAGAUCCUCGGAGCCGUGCGAGACAGACAAGUCCUUCGAGACCUGCAUGCAUGAAAGUUUCCACUGUGUUCUUGGCUACUGCUCUCAGAUAAUGGCGCCGAGUUACAAGACGAACGUAGAGGGGAAGAUGAACACGUUGAACGAGAGUAAAAGCUUACCCGAUGCUGGCAAGGAAGCGGCGAACGCUUCAAAGUUGAACUCCAAAAGUAACGCUUCCGCCAGUUUUAAAGAGAAUUUGCAGAAACUGGCGGAGGAGAACAAGUUCCUGGACAAUUGCGGGGUCACAUUGCUCCCUCAGAGCGUGAAAAGCUUCGCUCAGGUUCCAAAAACACGAUUGUUCCCUGCUCAAAAGAUUUACGUAGCCAACUCGCAAAAGUCCAUUGCGUUUACUAAUCUCAAAACUUUUCAAGGCGGGCACAUGAAGAUCCAGGAAGUGGUGCGAUCUUCGAAAAGCCCUUUUAUUUUAGUGAAUCCCUUAGAGGCGAAGGACACGCAGCUUUUGAAACCAGGCACUAGCAACCAGGCGAACGUGAGCAAAGUGGAAGAAUCCUCGACCAGCGAGGAAACUCUAGGUGAAGUGACCUCUAUAUAUAAGAACAUAUCUAACGAGGAGGUGAAACAGCCUUCUGGAAAGCGAGCGAGUAAAAUGGAGUUCACGAUGACGAAGUAUCUCCUUGAUAACACGCAACAGAACAAGGUUCAGUCGGGAAGAGAGCCGAAUUCUGUCGAGAGAAGAACGUGUUACGAGACGACUAACAAACAAUUGAACCUGAAGACCAUGUCUGGCAGUCUGAGCAAGACCUGGUGCACUGGCGAGACUUCGGAAAUAGCGAAGAUACUUUCAGAGUACAAUAAAAGCAAUCUGAAAAAGUCAGCCACGGAGAGCCAGACUUCUUGGGCUAAUGUGAAGAACAUCAGAGUGAAAGAACUCUGUAAGAAAGAGGAGAAGACUAGGCAGAACGUUCAGGAGAGUGCCGUGGACAGAAAUGUGAAUAUAACUUUCCCCCAGGGAAAAUGGCGGCGCUUUCAUUUGACCGUGGAGAAGUUGAAGGAUUUAAAAAGCAACUCGAACGACAAACGACACUGUUUGGGGGUUCUGAAUAAACAGUCGUUGUUUAAAAUUGACCAGACAACUGGCGAAACAUCCUCCGAUAAAAGAACCGAGGUCUCUAAACAAAUGGAGACAGUUCAAAAGGGGCAAUCGAGCGUAACGAACUUGGAGAAGAAAGAGAACACCUCGACGACGAGUAGCAGCGUAAAUUCAGCUAUUGCGAAGACACAGUCUCUGCAAGAAUUACUAGAAAAUACCGCUAUGUUGUAUUGUGCCGCCACUGGAACUCACCAAGACGAUUUAGCUAAUUAUAUCGACAAUUUAGACGCCGCACAAAGCAUACAAUGGUUAGAGGCCUGCAAUGACCUAAUUGUAUGA